GUAUCCAAACACUUACGGAAGGCCAACAACCUCCAAAAUAGAAUUUGACAUCCAUUCAGACGUAGGAGAGAAUAGUCCCAAGCUUAUGAUACCUUCCACGCUCACUGAUUCAGUAAAUUUCAGCAAUUCUUCCUCAACAAUUCCACCAUCGAAUAAUCAUCAAAGAUUUAAAGAUCUUUUAAUAUUUGAGGAAAGACUUAAACAGAAUUUACAUCAAUUACAGAGAAGAAGUUACAAAUAUGAAGGUGACUUAAUGAGUUAUUAUUAA
This is a messenger RNA of Funneliformis mosseae, 268 nucleotides long. Lineage: Eukaryota; Fungi; Glomeromycota; Glomeromycetes; Glomerales; Glomeraceae. The record is from the annotation of a GenBank genome assembly.